Messenger RNA from Aquila chrysaetos chrysaetos, 1201 nucleotides. RefSeq names its product gap junction protein beta 3 (gene GJB3). Gene Ontology annotation, cellular component: connexin complex. NCBI's taxonomy places the organism in Eukaryota, Metazoa, Chordata, Aves, Accipitriformes, Accipitridae. Gene Ontology annotation, biological process: cell communication. The record is from RefSeq and is a predicted model, not a curated record. The coding region runs from base 401 to 1201 and encodes 266 amino acids. The transcript has 3 exons.
GCAAACCGGAGCUGCAGGCAGAGCCGAGCACACCUGGAGCAUCGCCCCUGCUCUGCCUGGCUGCCGGCCAGCGCCGGCCAGGCUACGGGGCUCCUACGGCACCGCACACCGCACCCCGGCACGGGUCUCAGCACGGAGCUCACAUCCCCAUCCCGCCCUGCCAUGGCUCCAGGGCUGGAGUUGGCACUGGACUGAGCCAGGCACGUGAGUGCCGGGCAGUCACUGGACGCCUCGCCGCGCCACGCAGCCCUCCCCGGACGAGGGGACCCUGACCGCCCGAGUGCCAUCACAUCCCCGGCCAUGCCCCAAGCUGGGGACUUCCCACCUCGCGGCCCCCGGUGAGCGGGGAAGGAGCCCGAGCCUCCUCCAGGUCGGGUGACUCUGGUCUCCACCGGCCGCCAUGGAUUGGAAAACGCUGCAGGCGCUGCUCAGUGGGGUCAACAAGUACUCCACAGCCUUCGGCCGCAUCUGGCUCUCUGUGGUCUUUGUCUUCCGCGUGCUGGUCUACGUGGUGGCGGCGGAGCGUGUGUGGGGAGAUGAGCAGAAAGAUUUUGACUGCAACACACGGCAGCCAGGCUGCACCAACGUCUGCUACGACCACUUCUUCCCCAUCUCCCACAUUCGCCUCUGGGCCCUACAGCUGAUCUUUGUCACUUGCCCUUCCCUCCUGGUCAUCAUGCAUGUGGCCUACCGGGAGGACCGCGAAAAGAAGAAUCGGGAGAAGAACGGGGAGAAUUGCCCUAAGCUCUACAGCAACACGGGCAAGAAGCAUGGUGGGCUGUGGUGGACCUACCUGCUCAGUCUCUUCUUCAAGCUUAUCAUAGAGAUCCUGUUCCUCUACCUCCUCCACAAGAUGUGGGACAGCUUCGACUUGCCAAGGCUGGUCAAGUGCUCCAACGUGGAGCCCUGCCCCAACACUGUAGACUGCUACAUCGCUCGGCCAACCGAGAAAAGAGUCUUCACCUAUUUCAUGGUCGGAGCCUCCUCCAUCUGCAUCGUCCUCACCGUCUGUGAGAUCUUCUACCUCAUCUUCAAGCGGGUUGUGCGGAGCACGCGGAAGUGGAAGAACUCCACCAAGCGCUCCGUCAGCUACAGCAAGGCCUCCACCUGCCAGUGCCACCUCAAGACGGAGAAGGACAAGUCCCAGACUAGGUGUGUGGCAGCUCUGCGGGCCUCGGCUCCCAAUCUGAGCGCAGUCUGA